UUAGGGAUAGGGAUUAGGAUUGGAUUAGACUAAUGAAUGUUUUUGUUUGUUGUUAUUUGUGACUUGUGUUAUAAGUCUAUUGUGUUCUUGUGUCAAACUUUGUGAUCAAUAAUAUUUAGAUUUCUGAUCAUUUAAGUUUAUUUGUUAUUGGUUUGGGAAUACACGGCUAUCAUCAGAAAUACAGGCUAGGCUAUGUCAUCUUUACAGAAGGCUAUGUUGACAUCAAAGUUUCCUCCUAGGGCAACUGGUCAAAGGGGAAGACGGUCAUCUUUUGGAAGGCACAAGUCCCGUGACAACGAAGAUUAUACUCCUGUAGAGUGGAAUAAAUACUUUCAAGAACGUAGAGAUGUCAUAGUUGGGACUGAUAGUUUCCGCAUUUACACAAUUGGAGAAGAAGGUCCUGUAGUAGUCUUGCUGCAUGGGGGAGGAUUCUCUGCCCUAACUUGGGCCGUCUUGUCGAAAAUACUCUAUGAAAUGGCAGAUUUGCGAAUCCUGGCUUUAGAUUUGCGAGGUCACGGAGACACCAUCACAUCCAACGAUAGUGAUUUGUCCAUUGAUACUCUUGUUGGGGAUGUUAUCAAUGUUAUCAACACAGUGUACAAUGAAGACACUCCUCCAUUGGUGCUCAUGGGACACAGCAUGGGCGGAGCUGUGGCCGUCAACGUCGCCAGUAGUGAGAAAUGCCCUGGGUCUAUUGUGGGAGUGGCGGUGAUAGAUGUGGUUGAGGGUACAGCGUUGAGUGCAUUGGCAAGCAUGCAGAGCUUCUUGCGUGGCCGACCUCACAGUUUCAACUCUAUAGAGGACGCCAUCAAGUGGAGUUUACAGAACGGCCAACUACGCAACGUGGAGUCAGCCAAGGUGUCUAUGGCGGGGCAACUGAAGAAUGUCGGAUCUGGUCGGACGGCCACAGCAGAGCUGGACAACUACAAUACAUUGGGUGGAGGUAAUGGCGGGGGCUCUUGUGACGAGGAGGUUGCACUGGAAGAUGAUGCUAUCAGAGAGGAUGAGGAAGCUACGUUCAAACUACCGGGCAUAGGACGAGGCCAGUACACAUGGAGAAUAGACCUGAAGGCCACUGAGCAAUACUGGUCUGGCUGGUUCCAGGGAUUGUCUCAGAAGUUCCUCACAGCUAGAGCUACAAGGCUCCUGCUGCUGGCUAGCCUGGACCGCUUGGAUACAGACCUCACAAUUGGUCAAAUGCAAGGCAAAUUUGAGAUGCACACGUUCGACAGCGCUCACAACCGCUGUGGCCAUGCUGUCCAUGAGGACUUGCCUGUAGAUGUUGCCAAUGUAGUGGCUGCCUUCCUCAUACGCAACCAGUUCACAACGGCAAAGGAGAGCGAGCACAGGUUAAACCAUACCAUGCCCUCCUGCUAGUCCAUAGGAACAAAGAGCAGUGGAAAAAAGUGGUAUUGAGAGCUGUAUAUUAGUAUUAAAUUAUCACUAUGUGAUGAACAAAAUUGGUUGAAGUUUUACUUGUUAAUUUUGUUUUGAUAAUCUUCAGGGCUGUGCGAAUCCAGAAAUUUUGGUUCGAAUCCAAAUCCGAAUCAUAGCUGUACAGAUUUUAUCGAAUCCGGAUCGAAUCCGAAUAUUUUAAUUAAUCCCGAGUCGAAUCUGGGUCGAAUUCGAAUCUCAAAUUUACAGCCAUUAUCGAACCUGGAUCGAAUCCGAAUCUGAAAUUUAAAGCUGUUAUCGAAUCCGAAUAUUUAAACCUGUUCAGAGUCGAAUCCAAAUCCGAGGAAAGUCAGCAGUACCAAUUUUCACAUUUUUAGACCACAUUUUCUGGGGCUGAAAUAACUUAGGGAAUUGCUUAAAAAAAUUCUUGAAAUGGGCCAAAUAAAAAAGUUAUAAAACUUAGGCCUACCUAUUUGAAGUUUUGAAACUAAAAAAUUGGGCAUAAGUUAGGCAUACCACCUAGGCCUGCUAAAAGUGAUGGACUACCAAUUUGUGUAGUCUAAAACAUAGGCCCAGCCUAUUAUACACCUUGGUGUUAAUCCUCCACACAAGCCUAUGUCUGCAUUACAAGUAACAACUAACACUGUGAGGUUAAGUUUACUGGUAGCCAAGAUAGGGUUCAAAUGCGACCUACACUAAUGUUCCUAAAACCUAACACCAAGUUGGUCAGGUUCCUAACAUGAACCAGUCAACAGCAAAUCGGAGUGCACAAGUAGUUUUUUAGUGUCUAAAAAAUUAUAUUGAAAAUUAUAUUCAAUCAGAAUCUAGUAAAUUUGAAUAUCGAAUCCCAACUCGGAUCUAUUUCCAAGAAAUUCGAAUAUCGAAUCCGAACCCGGAUCUCUUACCAGUAAAUUCGAAUAUCGAUUCCGAAUCCGAAUCCAGUUAGAAACAGUAGAUUCGUUCUCGAAUCCGAAUCGAAUCUCUAAAAAGAUGAAAUGAAAUAUUACUCAUAACAAAUUAAUUUAAUGUAUAUGCAAAAUAGACAAAGCUCAAGAUGUUAGUGCACUAUGUCAGGUUGUCCAUGAACCAAGGCACGUCACUUGAAGUGUAAGGAGUCAGUGGAACAUCGUAAGGCAUCGGAAAUUCCUGAGCGCCACCGGUUAUCUGGUUGACUGGAAAACUGAGUG
Macrosteles quadrilineatus (aster leafhopper) is the source of this 2582-nucleotide messenger RNA. RefSeq names its product protein phosphatase methylesterase 1. The transcript is spliced from 9 exons. Gene Ontology annotation, molecular function: protein methylesterase activity. The record is from RefSeq and is a predicted model, not a curated record. Lineage: Eukaryota; Metazoa; Arthropoda; Insecta; Hemiptera; Cicadellidae. Gene Ontology annotation, biological process: protein demethylation. The coding region runs from base 193 to 1377 and encodes 394 amino acids.